This is a messenger RNA of Entrophospora candida, 2181 nucleotides long. Lineage: Eukaryota; Fungi; Glomeromycota; Glomeromycetes; Entrophosporales; Entrophosporaceae. The record is from the annotation of a GenBank genome assembly.
AUGUAUAAAAAUCAAAAACACUGGUUAAAUGAAGCCAUAACUGAUGGUCAUAUAAAUGUAAUCCAAAACACCUCUUUACAACAUGUAGAACUGAUUGCAGAAGGAACUUUUGGAAAGGUUUCAACUGCUUAUUUGCCAAACUUGGGGAAUUUAGUAGUUAUAAAACCUUUGUUUGAUCAUAAUAUUGAUUUAAAUGAUAAUAAUGAUCCAUAUUUUUUAAAUUAUCAUCAAUCAUAUAAUGAUUUUGUUCAAGAUAAAUAUUUUAUGGUGUUGGAACAUGCAAAUGGCGGUACACUUGGAAAUUAUUUGCUUAAAGCCUUUAAUUUAUUAGACUGGAGAUUAAAGAUUCAAAUGGCCAUUCAAAUCGUUGAAGGAAUAAAAUUUUUACAUGAAAAUGGAAUUGUGCAUCAUUAUGGGUAUCCAAUAAAUUCGAAAUAUUGUUAUUCGCCAAAAAAAAUUACAACGAUUCCAUAUAUCGAUCCAGCAUGUUUAAGGUUCCCAGAUCACAGGAAAGAUACAGCCUCGGACAUUUAUAGUUUAGGAGUAAUUUUAUGGCAAUUAUCAAGCGGUCGACCUCCAUUUGCCUAUUAUUUUAAUAAUAACAAUAAUUCCAGCGAAAAAAUUUGCGACGAUAUUCUUAAAGGAAAAAGAGAAUUACCGAUAAACAAAACCCCCAUAGAAUAUAUAGCGUUGUAUGAAAGUGCAUGGCUUAGAGAACCGUAUGAUCGGUCUGUGGCUAGUGUAAUACUUGGAAAACUUUUAAAUAUGAAAUUAUUUCCCGUUUACACACAACCAUGCUAUACUGCCGCUGCUAUUGCUAAUCAACGUCGUUUUUCCACAUUCGAUGUUCGCAAUAACUUUAAUAACUACAAUAUUGUUAAUAAUAGUAAUCAUAGAAAUACUAUUUACGCAGAAUCGGACAUGAAUAUUAUUACGAGCAAUGCCAGUAAUAAUUCAAAUGAAUUAACAGCAAUUCUAAACAAUAAUAGUUCAAAUAAUUCAUCUAAUAUAAAUACGCCUCAUAGUUCGGGUGAAUGGUAUCAAAUACAAACUGCAGCUUCUUCGUCAUCUUCUAUUUCAUCACCUCCUUAUAAUAAUAGUCAUUAUAAUUACCAUCAUCACAAAAAUAAUAAUCGACAAAAUCAGUCAGAAUACAUCAUCACUCCAAAUGAUUCAAUAGUUUCAUCACCGACAACAAUCGCCAGUAUUGAUAAUAAUGAUGAAUCGAGAACAUUGCCAUCGAGAAAGAAAUCUUUUGGUCCUCGUGUUCCUUCAAAACCGAUAACAUAUAUUAAUAGAUGUGAUGAAACAAUACAGAAAUAUAGAGAAAAUUAUGGGAAUCUAUUAGGUUUUGAAGAUCCUAAUGAAUGUCAUGCAGGUCUUCAUGCAGGAAUAGGAGACGCAGAAGGAUUAUUAUUUCACCUUGAUACAAAAAAUGAAGAAACUGAAGAUCCAUAUCCAUUUGUUCAAUCCCAUGAAAAGCUUUUAAUAAUUGCAGCAAGGUAUUGUCCUGGGCAAAAUAUCGUCUCAAUCUUUAAUGUUUUAAAAAAAAAAGGAUCAAAUUUUAGCGCAAGAAUGCAGUCAACUAAUAAAAAUGCACUACACUCGGUAAAAUAUGUUUUAGAUUCUAUAAAAACAUUAGUGAAAUAUGGAACCAAUAUCAAUGAAAUAGAUCGUGACGGUAGGACAUUGCUUUCUUAUUAUCUAACUGAAACUAUUGAUCUUGAAGUUAAAUUUUCAAUUAUCAAAACAAUAUUGGAAAAUGGAGGAGAUCCAAACAUCCCGACUGAUAUUUAUUAUGUGUCAGGUGAUCAUUUCUCGGCGCCAAAUUCAUUAUUUUUCGCUAUUGGAUUUGAUUGGUCACUAAAAAUGUUCAAAUUGUUAAUGAAAAAAGGUGCUAAAGUAACAAAUGUAAUAGAUAAUUCAGGUGAUAAUUUGUUGUCGUUAACAGUUAAAAAAGAAAGAUAUGAUAUAUUAAGUUGGUUAAUGGAAAACAUUCAUGAUGAAAUAUCUGAAGAUGAUGUUAAAUUAGCAUUGAAACAAUGUUCAAAAAUUACAAAUAGAGAGAAAAAAUUAUUGAAAUCUUUCAAAAAAUCUAAUCCAUCAGAAACAGCGUCACCAUCAAUGUUAAAAGUUAUUGGAAAAGGAAUAAAAAAUAUGUCCUUAAAAUCAGAUAGAUAG